Molecule: messenger RNA, 2664 nt
Organism: Oryza brachyantha (malo sina)
Lineage: Eukaryota; Viridiplantae; Streptophyta; Magnoliopsida; Poales; Poaceae
Product: probable protein transport Sec1b
Biological process (GO): intracellular protein transport; vesicle-mediated transport
Cellular component (GO): secretory granule; plasma membrane
Molecular function (GO): syntaxin binding
Source: RefSeq, a predicted model, not a curated record
GCAACGGCAACGGCGUGCAUGCGACGAAGCGGCAACUCACUCGGUGCCACCAUGGGCAGCGCAGCACGGUGCUCCCAUGGCGUCGUCGUGCGGUCGUGCCCUCUCCUCCUCCCCCUCCCCCUCCCCGCGGGAAUCGCGGCCCCGCGGCUCCUGCUGCGGAGAGGUGAGGACCCCACGCUCCCUUCCCCUCCCCGCUCUUUCCCGCCAGCUAAAUCGGGUGGGAGGAGAGUAGUAGCGCGAGAGCUAAAUCGGGAAAUCGAAAGUGAGGGUGAGGUGCGCGAGAGGGAGGGAGGGAAGGGCAGAGGCAGACGUCGGUCGGACCCAGUCGGCGGCGGCAGGAUGUCGAUGUCGGGGUCGGACUUCGCCGCCGCGGGCGAAGACUCCAAGAUCUUCCGCAACAUCUGCCGGGACCGUAUACUCAAAGACUUGCUGAAGCCAGACAAGGACAAGGAGACCAAAAGCUCAUGGAAGGUUCUUAUCAUGGACAAAUUUACGGUGAGGAUCAUGGCUUACGCCUGCAAGAUGGCAGAAAUCACUGAUGCAGGAAUUUCGUUGGUUGAAGAUCUUUUCAAACGAAGGGAGCCCAUGCCUUCCAUGGAUGCAAUCUACUUUCUCCAGCCACUGAAAGAAAAUGUCAUAAUGCUUCUAUCUGACAUGUCUGGGAGAUGUCCGCUGUACAGGAAGGCAUACAUCUUCUUUAGUUCACCGAUUCCUAAGGAGCUGGUCUCUUACAUAAAGAACGACAGCAGUGUGAUACCACGUAUCGGUGCACUAAGAGAGAUGAACUUGGAGUUCUUUGCAAUUGACAUGCAGGGCUUCACAACUGACCAUGACAUGGCAUUGACUGAUUUAUAUGGUGCAAAUGAGCACAACUCCAAAAGGUUCAAUGACACUAUAAGCACUAUGGCUACUCGCAUUGCUACAACAUUUGCUUCGUUAAAGGAAUUUCCUUGUGUGCGGUAUCGUGCCCCAAAGGGCUCAGAUCCAUCAACAACAGCAAAAUUUGACAUGGUUCCAAAAUGGUUGGCUACUGCUGUUUGGGAUAUUGUGUCGAAGUAUAAAUCAACAAUACCUGAAUUUCCCCAGAAGGAGACAUGUGAACUGCUCAUUGUUGACAGGCCUAUAGAUCAGAUAGCACCUGUUAUUCAUGAAUGGACCUAUGAUGCAAUGUGCCAUGAUCUACUUGAAAUGGAUGGCAACAAAUACAUAUAUGAGGUGUCAAAAAUGGGAUCAGAACCUGAGAAAAAGGAGUCUCUAUUGGAGGAUCACGAUCCUCUCUGGCUUGAGCUUCGCCACAUUCACAUAGCUGAUGCUAGCGAGCGGUUGUACGAAAAGAUGAAUAACUUCGUAGCCAAGAAUAAAGCAGCUCAACUUCAUUCAAGAGAUGGCGGUGAAAUUUCUACGAAGGAUUUGCAGAAGAUAGUUCAAGCUUUGCCACAAUACGGUGAACAAGUUGAGAAAUUGACCCUCCAUAUAGAGAUUGCUGGAAAAAUUAACAAGUUUAUCAGAGAGUAUGGCCUCCGUGACAUUGGGCAGUUGGAGCAGGAUCUAGUUUUUGGAGAUGCAGGAGCCAAGGAGGUGAUCAGCAUCCUCAGGUCAAAGCAGGAUAUGAGCCCAGAAAACAAAUUGAGGUUGCUUAUUAUAUACGCAAUUGUGUACCCAGAGAAGUUUGAAGGUGACAAAGGGGAUAAGUUGAUGCAGCUAGCAAAACUGCCACAUGAUGAUAUGCAUGCUAUAAACAGUUUAAGAUACCUGGAUGGUUCAGAUACAAAGAAGACAUCACGUGCAGGCGGCUUCUCUCUCAAAUUUGAUGCCCAAAAGAAGAAAAAUGCUGCCAGGACAGAACGGCAGGAUGGCGAGGAGACCUGGGCAUUAUCACGUUUUUUCCCACUUAUAGAGGAGUUGAUUGAGAAACUUAGCAAAGGGGUAUUACCUUUAAAUGAGUACCCAUCCAUGAGUGAACCCAGUUCUACUGCUGAAGGAACUACACAAAAUGCAUCUGCGCCUCGACCAGCACCAACACAGCAGCCCAUGUCCAGGAGAUCACGGCGGACACCGACAUGGGCUAAGUCUCGAAAUUCUGAUGAUAGUCAAUCCAGCGACUCCUCGGUCUUGAGACAUGGAUCAGGUGACUUCAAGAGGCUAGGCAACCGGAUUUUUGUCUUCAUGAUUGGUGGAGCCACUAGAUCUGAACUGCGGACCGUGCACAAGCUUACUAUGAAACUGAAGCGUGAAAUCGUCCUGGGAUCAUCUAGCAUUGAUGAUCCUCCCCAGUUUAUUUCGAAGAUGAAGAUGCUAACUGCAGGUGGUGCCAAGGACGUCUCAAUAGAUAAGCUUCGCAUUUAGUUUGCAAGUCAACAGAUGGAACAAAAUUGUCACCAGAAUUACGUUGCUACGAACGGUUAGAAGCCUUGGACAAUGCUGUUUGUCAUCAGUGACCGGAGUACUCACAAUAAUCACACCAAAUGUAAAGCAUGACAUGUAGACAACACAUUCUAUACCCACAUUAUAUGUUCUUCUCACCAACGUACAGAUGUAACACGUAGAACAGUUGCGACAGUUGUUUUGCCCGAAGUUCUAACAACGCUAUAACAAUGACAUGGUAACAUCAUUUAUUCGAAAAAAAAAAUGCUGGACAAGGUGACAUCAUAAUCAUACAGAAAA